ACGACAUUUACGAUUGUAAAUCGAUUGAGGUAAUGAGGUUAUGUGAUUCUGUGGUUAAAUGUAUAUUUACUAGAAAAAGAGCAUAAAACUUAUUAAAACAAUAAAUAUAGCUAAAACGAUGAACUUCAAACAUUUUAUCCUAAAACGACCCUGUCCAUUAUUCACACAAAUCGCUGAAGCCCACCGAAAACCGAGAUGGUUACCUGUUGCGAAGAGCAAGAUUUAUCGCAUACCAAAACGCCCUGUAAUCACCGAGGAAGAGCGUUUGGAACUGUUACGUAUAAACAACAAUUAUAAAACACAAAUGCGUGCAAUAAGGCGUUUUUACCACGAGGAAAUGAUAAAGGAAAAGUCCUCACUUGAGAGUGCAAGUUCCGAGAUGUCACAACGGUUGGAAGCCGACGACUGGGAAAAGUGUGUUCAGUUAAACGAACAAUGGAACAUUCAGGUUGCUGCAGAGAGAGAAGAGAGGAGAAAGGCAGAGUUAGCAGCUAUGGAGGAGUAUGCUUUGAGGAGAAUGGAAGCCAAAGACACUGAAUUGAGGGAUAGAAUUGCAAAAGCAUCAGAGAAGAUUAAGGAGCAAAAGGAACUAAGUUCAACAUUCAUAACACCAGAGACUCUAGAAGCGGCCAUAGAUCACGCGUUAGCCAAUCCAGUGGAUUACAACUACGCCAUAGACCUACGCGGCAAUCGCUUCACGGGAAGAGACACACCUGUUAAAUAUGAGAAGAAUACUGAAAAGGCUAGCGUUUAGUGAUCAUGUGUUAACUGUUAGUUUAUAAAUUGUUUAGGAAAUAAAUUGUAUAUUAUAUUAUG
Maniola jurtina (meadow brown) is the source of this 816-nucleotide messenger RNA. RefSeq names its product probable 28S ribosomal protein S26, mitochondrial (gene mRpS26). Gene Ontology annotation, cellular component: mitochondrial small ribosomal subunit. NCBI's taxonomy places the organism in Eukaryota, Metazoa, Arthropoda, Insecta, Lepidoptera, Nymphalidae. The transcript has 3 exons. The coding region runs from base 119 to 754 and encodes 211 amino acids. The record is from RefSeq and is a predicted model, not a curated record.